Suillus subalutaceus is the source of this 1164-nucleotide messenger RNA. RefSeq lists its product as uncharacterized. The transcript is spliced from 14 exons. The coding region runs from base 43 to 1113 and encodes 356 amino acids. The record is from RefSeq and is a predicted model, not a curated record. NCBI's taxonomy places the organism in Eukaryota, Fungi, Basidiomycota, Agaricomycetes, Boletales, Suillaceae.
CUGCCCGGGAGGUUCUGCCGCAUCUGCCUGGCAGUGCCCGCCAUGUGGCAGAGUUCUGCCCAUACUUUAAGGAAGUAUCACGGUCACAUGAACGGCGUUCCCGGGUGGCAUUAUAAGUAUCAAGGCUCGACUUCUCGAGCAUUGUUCUUCGUUCUGACCUACACGCAGGAUAUGAGCUUUACGUCCAACUCACCAAAUUUUUGGCCAGUUGUCGGAUAUGAUGACCUUCACUUUAGAUUCAGUGCAGUGGCUUCUACAGCGAUCAUCUUCUACGACUACGGUCUUGUCUUCACUCGUGAAGUGGAACUGGUAUGGCGUCAACGCUGGAAGCUAACAACAAUUCUAUAUAUCAUUGCACGUUACUUGGGUCUUGCAAUUGCAAUAGUUCAGAUAUGGGGAGCGCCAGGCAUCUUGUUGAGCGAUACGGAGUGUGGCAUCGUUGGCCAAUCAUGGUCAUGGGGAAUGGUUGCCCUCGUGUGUACGAUGUAUGCGGUCAUGUCAAUUCGUGUUUUCGCCAUGUAUAGCCGAUCCAUGCGGAUGCGAAUAUUCCUGAUUAUUUGUUUUCUCGCCGCUAGCGCUUUCCGAGGAUUAACGGAUGGCCUAGCCCUCGUCCUUGCUUCAGGCCCAACAUCUGAAGAAUACGUACUUUCCGGGACGGGAGUCUGCACUACGUCCGUAGCCCCCAUGGUGCCCUUUCUUGACGGCAUCCCAAGUCUAUGCAUCGAGCUUCUAUUUCUCUUCCUUGCCGCACGGGUCCUCGUUGAGCAUUCCCGUGAGAUGCAGAGAGCACGUUUAGGCUGUAGAUUUGGUGAUGGUCAUGGCGACAGUCUUGCCAUCCUCAGGGACCAUGUACUGCAUUUUUCGUGUUAUGUCAUGUUGAGCGUCAUGCAGAUUGCUGCUAUAUCCACGAAAGGUGAUACCGACGGGAGUCGGUGGUAUAGAAGCGCUGUAAUAUCAUUCGUCACCAUCCAGCAGUGUGUCCUGGUUCCCCGACUGGUUAUCAGUACUCGAGAAUAUUUCUCUCGGAUCGAUUAUGAAUCGGACAGUGGCACAGAUCUCGGCGCUAUGACAUUCGCACAUACAUAUAACCUCGAUGUAAAUACGUCGGCUUGAUUCACAAGAGUCUAUGAUACCACCAUCCAAUUGAAUAUGCACGAACAUAAA